This is a messenger RNA of Gadus morhua (Atlantic cod), 5856 nucleotides long. RefSeq names its product MAM and LDL receptor class A domain containing 1 (gene malrd1). Gene Ontology annotation, cellular component: membrane. The record is from RefSeq and is a predicted model, not a curated record. Lineage: Eukaryota; Metazoa; Chordata; Actinopteri; Gadiformes; Gadidae. Gene Ontology annotation, molecular function: protein binding. Bases 178 to 5811 code for a protein of 1877 amino acids. The transcript has 34 exons.
CCAUUGCUCCACGGAAAAAGCUUCAGCCUUAACGUACGCAGCGACCUAGAAACAGAAGUGAAAGGACACUUUUAUUAGAAAGCAACGUUUAUUUAAGGAUCAUUUAAGGUGGAGGUUGGAUGUUUACAUGUCUUGUCUGGUGAGACCGCCUCUCCAACACCGGGAGAACCGCGUCUGAUGGGGCAGCGAGCCGGGCUAGGGGGAGCCGGGCUAGGGGUAGCGGUGUUGCUGACUGCUGUGCUCCGCUGUGUUCCCGGGUACGUGGCGAGCUGUUCCGCUCCCCUGGAGAGGGCCUGUGACUUCUCCCCCGACUGUGAGGACGGCAGCGAUGAACUGGACUGCGAGCUGUACCGGCGCUGUGACUUCCAGGAGGGGUACUGUGACCUGGUCCCGUCCCCGGAGGCGGUGCCUGGAUGGACCCGUCGACCUGGAGGUCCCAGGAUCAAACGCGACCACACCAACAACCAAUCAGCCUACUUCCUGUCUCUAGAGCCAAUCAGAGACCAGGGAUCAGCAGCAGAGCUCAGGAGUCCUGUCUUCCUCCCCUCCCUCACCUGCCAGGUGAGGUUCUACCACCACACUGAGACCAGCGAUGGGGACCUCCAGGUGCAGGUCCGGGACCCUCUGUACGGCCGGACCACCCUGCUGUGGAAGGCCUCAACCGCCGGGGAACCACGGCAACCCAGCCCGGUCUGGGCGCCAUGGCGACGCACCGUGGUCCAGGUCACCAGUGACCGACCGUUUCAGGUGCUGAUUGGAGGACAGCUAUCAGCAGGCAAUGGGUCCUGGGAGGUUGUUGCCGUCGACGACAUCUCCUUCGAUCCAGGCUGUCAGCCCGCACACGAGACAGGGAAGCCCUCGGCCCCUCCCUGCGCCCCCGGCUUGGUCCCGUGUGGGGGGGGAGGAGGGGGGGGUGUCCAGGCCAGCCAGGUGUGUGACUUCACCCCCCAGUGUCCCCAUGGCGACGAUGAGAAACACUGCCCGGCACUCUGUGACUUCGGGACGGACGGCUGUGGCUGGCAUGAGGUCUCACCAGGCGAUGGAUUUGAUUGGGUGAGAGGACAGACAGAGGACGUCCCCCCAGACUACCAGGGUCACCCCGAACUCCUGGACCACUCCACCAACACUACUGAGGGUCACUUCCUGUUUGUGGUGCAGAACAGCAGCAGCCUGUCGCCCCGCGCCGUGCUCAGAGGACCUCAGUUCCAGCAGUCCUCUUCCUCCUGCACCAUGACCUUCUGGCACUACAACGCGGGAAUCUCGGUUGGGGCGGUGGACCUGUACCUGCGCGUCUCCGGCUCCGACAACAACAACACGGUGCUGUGGAGGGCCUUCAACAGCCAGGGCCCCCGCUGGAACCGGGUGGAGGUUCAGCUGGGACGCAUCCCCCGGCCCUUCCACCUGCUGCUGGCCAAGCUCAGCAUGGGCAUGUUCGACGGCGUCUCCGCCCUCGACGACGUCGCGUUCCGGAACUGCUCGUUGCCCCCGGCGAUGGAGGCGUGCCCCAAGGCUGGCCAGUUCCACUGCGCCCGCAGCCGCGCCUGCGUGGACCACCUGCAGGUCUGCGACCUGACGGACGACUGCGGCGACGGAUCCGACGAGGAGGGCUGCGCUCCAGAGCUCCAGUGCGACUUCGAGGAGGGCCUGUGCAGCUGGUCCCAGGACGCCGGCGGGGCCGACGUCUUCGACUGGACCCGGGUGCGGGGCCCCACCCCCACCCUGAGCACGGGCCCCUGGAAGGACCACACGCUGGGCCUGGCCCGGGGCCACUACCUGUACAUCGAGGCCUCCGCGCCCCAGGCCUUCGGGGACACGGCGGUCCUGCUCAGCCCGGUGUUCCAGCCCACCCCGGGGGGCUUCUCAGGGGGCCAGGCUCCCUGUGUGAUGCGGUUCCACUACCACAUGUUCGGGACCCACGUGGCCCGCCUGGCCGUGUACAUGAGGACCACCUCCGCCGGCCGCGGACACAUGCUGUGGCUGCAGUACGGUAACCGCGGCGACCUGUGGCAUCGGAAGACCCUCUACCUCAACAGCGGCCGCCCCUUUCAGAUCCUGGUAGAGGGGACGGUGGGAGACGACUUCAGCGGAGACAUCGCCAUCGACGACCUGUCUUUCCUUGACUGUUCCCUGAACGAUGAGCCGCUGCCCUCGGUGCGGCCCACCGCCCCCCCGCCGAGGACCGAGACCCCCAGCCCCCCGGCCGACCGCUGCCCCCCCGGUCUGGUGUCCUGCAGCGCCCCCCCCGGGUGCGUCUCCCAGGAGGCCCUCUGCGACUUCAACCACGACUGCGGCGACGGAUCGGACGAGGAGGGCUGUGUGCGGGAGGUGUGUGACUUUGAGGGGGGAGACCUGUGUGGGUGGAGGGGGGGGUCCUCCCUGGCCCAUGCCUUCCACUGGGCCCCUGAUCAGGGAGAGACCAUCCACGACGGGGAGCAGAACCACCGGCCGGUCCAGGACCACACACUGGGGGCUCCGGAGGGCUGGUACAUGUGUGCAGACAGCUCUAAGGGGAGCUACGGCCACGCCAGCGACCUGAGGACGCCUCCCAUCUCCUCCACCGGCCCACAAUGCACCCUGGUGUUCUGGUACCACAUGGGAGGAUUCACCGUGGGGUCACUGCAGGUGUUGCUAAGGCACGGGAACGUCACACACGUGGUGUGGUCCCAGACCGGUAACCAGGGCAACCGGUGGAGGCGGGGCGAGGUGUUCAUCGGGAUCGCCAACAGCCUCCAGGUGGUGUUCCGGGCGCGGCGGGGGGUCAGCUACAUGGGGGACGUGGUGGUGGACGACGUCAGCUUCCAGGGCUGCGCCCCGGGGCCCCCGGUGCCCCGGCCCUGCGGCCCCCAGGAGUUCUCCUGCUCCAGCGGCCGCUGCGUCCCCCAGGACCUGCUCUGUGACUUCAUCGACCACUGUGGGGACGGCUCCGACGAGGACCCCUACUACUGCAAGGGUUUCCGGGGUCGCUGUAGCUUCGAGGUCGACCUCUGCUCCUGGCGCCAGAGCGAUCGGGACGACUUUGAUUGGCUGAUCAAGGCCGGGGCCCCCCCCAGGGUGGGGACGGGGCCCUCCACAGACCACACGGUGGGGGGCCCCGGGGGCCACUACCUCUACCUGGACGCGUCCUUCCCCAGGGCCCUAGGGGACACGGCGCGCAUCAGAGGACCUGAGUGGAGCCACCGCAGCACACACUGCACGAUGCGGUUCUCGCUCCACAUGUCGGGCGACGGCGUGGGGGCGCUGGCCGUGAUGCUGGUGAGCGGCGGCGGCGGCGGCGGCGGCGGCGGCGGCGGUGGCGACGGCGGCGGCGGCGGCGGCGGCGGCGGCGGCGGCGGCGGCGGCGGCAGUGGCGUUGGUGGCGGCCUGCGGACGCUGCUGAACCUGACCGGGGAGCAGGGCCACUACUGGCAGAGCCGGCAGCUCACCCUGGCCGCGCCCCGAGACUUCAUGGUGGAGUUCCGGGGCAAGGUGGGACGCAACCCCAUGAGGGAGAUCUGCCUGGACGACGUGGUGUUCUCCCCAGGGUGCCUCCCCGCGCCGCAGGCAGAGACCCCCGACCCUCUGCCCCCCACAGGCUGUCCGGCAGGGUUCCUGCGGUGCUCCAGCGGGGGUUGUGUGUCUGAGGACCGCUGGUGCGACUUCAGGGACGACUGCGGCGACGGCAGCGAUGAGGUGCAUUGUGGGACGUCGUGUUCCCUGGAGGCAGGCCGCUGCGGCUGGAGCCCCUCCCCCGCCGACACCCUGGACUGGACCCUCGGGACCGGGACCCCCAACAGCGUCGGACCCCCCCACGACCACACCCUCCACACCCAGCAGGGUCACUUCCUGUUCCUGGCCUCCAGUCCGGGGGGUGUGCGUGGGGAUAAGGCCCACAUGAGGAGCUCUGUGUGGAGGGCCUCAGGCCCCUACUGCCGGCUCUCCUUCUGGUACUACAUCUCCCAGCAUGCCUCAGGAACCAUCCGCCUGCUGGUCAAGACGGAGGAGGUUCUGCAGGAGCUGUGGAGGAGCUCGGUGGAGGAGCAGCAGGGGAUCGGGUGGAGGAGGGCGGAGGAGGAGCAGGCCAGAGGGUGGAGGAGGGCGGAGGAGGAGCGGGGCAGAGGGUGGAGGAGGGCGGAGGUCAUGCUGAGCAGCAGGAGGAACUUCGAGGUGAUCUUCGAGGGGGUCCGGACCCAGGACCUGGGGGGGGGGGCUGCCCUGGACGACCUGGAGUACACACGCUGCGCUGUUGGCCCAGGCAGCUGUCCGUCAGCCUCAGACUUUGUGUGUGGGAGCGGAGAGUGCAUUGAGUCCCGCCUCCGCUGUGACAGCAAACCCGACUGUCUCGACCAAUCAGAUGAAGCCGCAUGUGACCAUAUCUUCAGCAUGCCAGGGGCGUGUAACUUCAACAUGCCAGCCGACCAAUGGGAAGAGGUCUGCCAGCUCACCCAGGAAAAGCACGACGACUGUGAUUGGACGAUCGCCCAUAUGAGUCACACACUAGGAAGUGGACCUCUUGGUGAUCACAGCCCAGGAGGUGGAGGGGGGUUCCUGUACCUGAACUCAGCUGCCCAGAGGGAGGGGGAUGUUGCCAUGGUGACGACCAGCAGGCCGUUCCCCGCCAGCAGGGGGCGCUGUCACCUCCGCUUCUGGUUCUACAUGCAAGGCUCCGAGAGCAUGGGCACCCUCAAGGUGUACACGGUGGGGGCCAGCGGGGUCCGCCUCCUGAUGUGGGCGACCGGCGGUAACCACGGCGACCAGUGGACCUACGCCAGCGCGGUGCUGUCCAACCCCGCGCCCUUCAGGGUGACCUUCCAGGCCCAGGUGGGGGGGGACUCGCAGACAGACGUGGCCCUCGACGACAUAACGUACACGCCAGAGUGCAUCAUGGGAGGCGAUGCCACCCCGGCGCCCCCCCACUGCGGCCCAGGUGAGUUCCAGUGUUCCCACUCCUCCCAGUGCAUCCCCCUCAGCUGGCUUUGUGACGGACAGCCGGACUGCGUGGACCAAUCGGACGAGCGGAGCUGCCCGGCGCUGGUGCCCGGGACCCCGCCCCCCCAGGGGGGCUGUCCCCCGGGUCACUUCCUGUGCGCCGACAGCUGCCUGCCCUCGCUGCUCCGCUGUGACGGGGUCCCGGACUGCCCCCUCGGCGAGGACGAGGCCGCCUGCCCGGUGCGGCGGUGUGUGUCGGGGUCUCUGGUGUGUGAGACCUCCUCCUCCUGCCUCCCUCUGGACCUCCGAUGUGACCGCACCCCCCACUGCCCCCCCUACCUCCCCGACGAGUCCAGCUGUCAUGAGUGCCCUCAGUCGUUUUGUCUCGCAGGAGGAACGUGCACCGUGGGGAGACACGGGCCGACGUGCGCGUGUAGCCCAGGGUGGACAGGAAACCGCUGUCAGGUGAAAGAAAAGGACACGCCCCUAACCACCCCUCCCCCACCUCGCCCGCCCCACCGUCACCGCCACCUCGACUCUGUGUUUGUGGGCGUCACCCUGGGACUGGUGCUGGCUGUCAUGGCAACGGGACUGAUGGUGGUAUUCACCAAGACAAGGUGUUGCGACAGUGGACCGGUGAAGGGUUCCACCUUUGACCCCAAAUCAGAGCUGUCUGGAGGGGGAGCAGCGGGGGUCUGGCCCCGGGACCCCCCCAGGAGGGGCCCUCUCCCUGAGCUGGCCAUCAGCGUCUACCCCUGGAGCCACGCACAGAGUUCCACAGGAUCCAGGGCUCGGUUGGCGUUCGCUAACCCCCUCUACCAGCUCUCUGCUGGGGCUAAAGACUCUGCCGGCUCAGCUCGUGGGACCGCAGCGGACCAGCAUACCUCCACGACCUGCUCCUACUGAAACCUCUGGUUCAGUGUGACGAGGUGACGACCAGGAGAAGAGGGG